AUGAAACCCAACAACGUGUCCUAUUUGAACCCCAGCACUGUUCUUUUGAUUGGCAUUCCCGGGCUAGAACAUGUUCAGUUUUGGAUUGGGUUUCCCUUUUUUGCCAUGUGCCUUGUGGCUGUUUUGGGAAAUACCAUUUUACUGAUCAUCAUCCCCGCAGAACGGAGUUUGCACCAGCCCAUGUACCUCUUCCUGGCUGUGUUGGCAGCCACUGACAUAGGCCUUUGUGCGGCCAUCACUCCCAAGAUGUUGGCCAUCUUUUGGUUCAGAUCUUACUACAUGGAGUUCGAUGCCUGCCUCGCCCAGCUGUUUUUCAUUCACACAUUGCAAUGCAUGGAGUCUGGCAUUUUAUUAGCAAUGGCCUAUGACCGUUACAUUGCCAUUUGCAAUCCUCUGAGGCACAGUUCCAUCCUCACACCUUCCAUCCUGGGUCACAUGAUAGUGGUGGUGGCAAUCCGAGCCGUUGUGCUGGUUGGUCUGCUACCCAUUCUGAUUAAAAGACUGCAUGCUUUCCAUUCUGUUCUUAUUGCCCACUCUUACUGUGAGCACAUGGCUGUGGUUAAGUUGGCUGCAGAAGAUGUCCAAGUCAAUAAAAUAUGUGGUCUUUUUGUGGGUUUUAGCAUACUUGGAUUUGAUAUGAUUUGUAUCCUUAUAUCCUACGUCCUAAUUUUUCAGGCUGUCUUUCGACUACAGCAAAAAGAGGCACGGCUCAAAGCAUUCAACACGUGCACAGCUCAUAUUUUUGUUUUCCUUGAGUUUUAUAUUCUUGCUUUUUUCUCCUUCUUCAGCCACCGUUUUGGACAUGUUCCCCCCUCAACACACAUUCUCCUGUCUACCAUUUACCUCCUUCUUCCACCUGCACUCAAUCCUAUUGUCUACGGUGUAAAAAACAUGGUGAUUCGUAAGCGUGUGGCACAGAUUUUCCUUAUGAAUCAUGGAUCCUAG
This is a messenger RNA of Perognathus longimembris pacificus (Pacific pocket mouse), 945 nucleotides long. Its product is annotated as olfactory receptor 52A1-like. Lineage: Eukaryota; Metazoa; Chordata; Mammalia; Rodentia; Heteromyidae. Gene Ontology annotation, molecular function: olfactory receptor activity; G protein-coupled receptor activity. The record is from RefSeq and is a predicted model, not a curated record. The coding region runs from base 1 to 945 and encodes 314 amino acids. The transcript has a single exon. Gene Ontology annotation, cellular component: membrane. Gene Ontology annotation, biological process: G protein-coupled receptor signaling pathway.